Molecule: messenger RNA, 906 nt
Organism: Bemisia tabaci
Lineage: Eukaryota; Metazoa; Arthropoda; Insecta; Hemiptera; Aleyrodidae
Source: RefSeq, a predicted model, not a curated record
GUAAUACUCGUGUAAAAUUUUCUACGGAGGACCCACCGUUUAGGCGAGUAAGUGCGUCAUGGAAUCAUAUAUUUUUUUAAUCCUAUCCCUCUUUGAAACUGACGAGAGGAUUACUCGUUUGAUAUGAGUGGAAGAGUGAAGUCAGGGCGGAUCCAGCACACACUUACACCAAAUUUGACCAAUUAUGUGAUUGCAUUUUAAAACGACAUUAAGAUUUUUCAACUCAAGUAUUUUAUCGUUCAGUGACCGCAAUAAAGCGUGUCCAACAUGUUUGCUGCACUCAAGUUUCGAUGGGUUUUGGUUUGGAUCUGCGUUAUUGUGUUUAGUUCUGCGACUCAAAGCACACACGGGCCGGCUCAGUUCGUAACGCAACCGUCUAUUGCUAUAGCAAAUUUGACGCAUCCUCAGCUAAAAACGAAGACUGAUGAUUACUUCCUCAACCCGGAAGAUGACUCCAACAACCAAGAUCAGGAUCUUCAAAUCAGGGUGCCAAGAACUCCAAAGGAUAGACAAUCCCCAGCGGCCAAACAAACGAGUAGAUACCUCGGCUUUCAGGGUCCGAACGGAAAAAAAUCCUCAAAACCCACAACACCUAUACCUUUUUACAAAACAACAAACCCUGGGUUGGACCAACUGGCUAAGAGCCUGGGCGGGAUGAAUCUCCAAAAUCCGUCUCAAUCGGCGACUCCAUCAAGAGGCUGGGGCGCAAUCAGAAGAUUUAAGAGUUCUUUGAAAAGGAGCAAGAAGUUUACGAACUUGACUUCUUUAUUAAGUUUUGGGAACAAGGCUGAAAUUACCAAGCCUACCAGUCCUAUCAAACGUACCAGUUCAAUGUCAUCGGACUCCGAGAAUGAAGGCGGGUACAGUUCAGGUUAAAGUGUAGGCCACACUGAAAAAAAGUAUGGU